This is a messenger RNA of Strongyloides ratti, 849 nucleotides long. RefSeq names its product Protein giant. The record is from RefSeq and is a predicted model, not a curated record. The coding region runs from base 1 to 849 and encodes 282 amino acids. The transcript is spliced from 3 exons. Gene Ontology annotation, molecular function: RNA polymerase II cis-regulatory region sequence-specific DNA binding; DNA-binding transcription factor activity, RNA polymerase II-specific. NCBI's taxonomy places the organism in Eukaryota, Metazoa, Nematoda, Chromadorea, Rhabditida, Strongyloididae. Gene Ontology annotation, biological process: regulation of transcription by RNA polymerase II. Gene Ontology annotation, cellular component: nucleus.
AUGGAUGCUAUUUUGGAUUUUAAUCGUCUUAAAUGUGAACCUCUCAAAGCAAAUGGAAUUUCACCUAAUCCACCAGAAGGUACAAAAACACCUCUAUCACAGGUUGAUCUUUCAACUCUUACCUCUCUUUUGAAUCCACAAAUGAAUUCUAAUUCAUUAUCAAGCUUUAAUAUAUCAGAUGUUAAUAAUUUAUUAAAUAUGAAUGGAAUUAAAUAUCCACUUCUUCCCCAAUAUAGUCAAAGUUUAUUAUCAUCAUCACAAAAUGCUGCUGCUCAACUUUUAUUAUCUUCAUCAAAUAAUAAAUUAAAUAUUCAAUCAUUACUUCAGGAGGCUAUUUUAUCUGGUCAACCACCAGUAAAAAAAGCAGCCUUAGAAUCAGGACCAUCAUCACCAAUUUCAACGAUUUCAUCAAACUCUAUUACAUCUGGUAGUAUGAUGAAAUCUGAAUCAGUUUCACCAGAUCAUUUAAUUAAAGCUAUUACACCAUCACCAGGUUCCGUUUCAAGAAAAUCUUCGGUUUCAUCAACAGGUUCUAGACCUUCAAGAAAACCUCCAGCACCAAUACCUGAUGAAAAAAAGGAUGAAGCUUAUUAUGAGAGGAGACGUAAAAAUAAUGAUGCUGCUAAACGAUCAAGAGAUGCAAGAAGAAGAAAGGAAGAAGAAAUUGCUGAUCGUGCAUCAUUCCUUGAACAGGAAAAUAUUCAAUUAAAAAGUCAAAUAAGUCUUUUAAAAGCAGAAAAUGCUAAAUUUCAAAUGUUAUUAUUUACACAAAAUGCAAAUAAUAAUACACAAAAAGCAUUGGAAAAUUUUGCUAAAGCUGUUCAAGAGGUUAAAACUGGAAGUGAAUAA